Messenger RNA from Parastagonospora nodorum SN15, 1479 nucleotides. RefSeq lists its product as hypothetical. Gene Ontology annotation, biological process: protein N-linked glycosylation. Gene Ontology annotation, molecular function: dolichyl pyrophosphate Glc1Man9GlcNAc2 alpha-1,3-glucosyltransferase activity. The coding region runs from base 1 to 1479 and encodes 492 amino acids. Gene Ontology annotation, cellular component: endoplasmic reticulum membrane. The record is from RefSeq and is a predicted model, not a curated record. NCBI's taxonomy places the organism in Eukaryota, Fungi, Ascomycota, Dothideomycetes, Pleosporales, Phaeosphaeriaceae. The transcript is spliced from 8 exons.
AUGAGCGGAAGGGUGAAGAAAAGGGAUCACGACCUGAAUGUCGAGGUGGAAAGAGAAGAGGUCGACUUCCCGCCAACGCCUCGUCUGAGUCCAGCCAGCAGCUCGGCAGAUGGUGCAAAGGGUCCAGGUGGUCCCGGCGGGUUGACCCAGAAGGCCAGAGGUCCCUACAAGUCGACCGAUUUUGAGGUACACCGCAACUGGCUAGCCCUGACCCAUUCCCUACCCGUGAAGGAGUGGUACUAUGAAAAAACGUCGGAAUGGACCCUGGACUAUCCCCCGUUCUUCGCGUACUUCGAGUGGCUCAUGUCCCAAGCCGCAUCUUAUGUGAAGACGUCCAAGUCGAAAACUACUGCACAUGCCGCAGCACUUUCAGUAUUACUAUCACCGGGGCUGCUGAUCAUUGACCAUAUCCACUUCCAGUACAAUGGAUUCAUGUACGGGGUUCUGGUUCUCUCCAUGGUUCUUGCCCGUAACAAGUCUACACUGCUAGUGUCUGGCCUUCUUUUUGCCAUACUCCUGUGCUUCAAGCACAUUCAUUUGUACCUGGCACCGGCAUAUUUUGUCUACCUACUCCGCGCAUAUUGCUUGGGGCAACGACAGUCCUUUCCCUUCUUCAACAUACAAUUUUUCAACUGCAUUAAACUGGGUACAGGUAUCGUUGCCAUUUUCGCCGGUGCCUUCGGUCCCUUCGCCGCUUGGGGCCAAACUGAGCAAGUGUUUCGUCGUCUUUUCCCUUUCUCACGGGGGCUCUGUCACGCAUAUUGGGCGCCCAAUGUGUGGGCAAUGUACUCCUUCGUGGAUCGUGUUCUCAUCUAUGUCGCCCCUCGUCUGGGACUGAAGAUCGAUCCCGAGGCAGUCAAUAGUGUCACUCGAGGACUGGUCGGUGAUACGUCCUUCGCGGUACUUCCUGACGUGGUACCUCUCACUUGCUUCCUCUUGACUCUUGGUGCGCAAAUCCCUGUGUUACUCCGACUGCUUUACAAGCCAACCUGGGAAGCAUUUGUCGGCGCUGUGACACUCUGUGGAUAUGCUUCCUUCCUAUUCGGUUGGCAUGUUCAUGAAAAGGCUAUCCUUCUCGUGAUCAUUCCAUUCAGUCUCAUUGCACUACAUGAUCGCAGGUUUUUCGGGGCUUUUCGACCACUGGCCGUUGCAGGGCAUGUCUCCUUGUUCCCACUCCUGUUCACCGCCGCAGAAUUCCCCAUUAAAACUGUGUAUACAAUCUUUUGGCUCGUACUGUUCCUGCUUGCCUUCGAUCGCCUCGCUCCACCCUCACCGCAACCUCGCAUAUUCCUACUCGACCGCUUUUCAUUCAUAUACAUUGCCCUUUCUAUACCGUUGAUAGCAUAUUGCUCACUUGUUCAUGGUCUGAUCUUCGGUUCUCGUUUGGAGUUCUUGCCACUCAUGUUUACAAGCUCCUAUUCCGCUAUUGGCGUAGUAGGCAGCUGGGUUGGCUUCUUGUUCGUGUACUUUGACUCAUAA